AUGAAUCCGUGGCAGCAAGGCCAAGGAAACCCGCAACAACAAUACUAUCAUAAUAUUGGAUUCUGCAACAGUGCCCCACAGUCUUUUGGGAACCCAAUGCCUAUGCCAGGAAUGCCAACAAUGGGAUACCCAGGACCCCAGCCUGGUGGCGCUCCCGGAUACCCCCAGGUAUCGCAGGGUUACCCUCAACAACAAAACUCUCCAUAUCCGAGACAACAAGUGAAUCAGGGUUAUCCAAAUUCUGCUCAAGGGUACCCAGGUCAGGGUUACCCACAGACUGCUCAAACCGGGUACCCCCAACAGGCUCAACAAGGGUAUGCCCAACCUGCUCAAAGUAGUUACCCUGUUCAAGGGCAAGGUAAUCCUGGUUACCCGCAAAGUGGCCCAGGUUACCCUCAAAGUAGCCCCGGUUACCCGCAAACUAAUCAAUACCAGGGGCAACAACAGUAUAGUCAGUCUCAUGCUAGCCACCAAGCUUACAAUGUGUCUUCAUCAUAUGUUGCAAUGCCAAAGACGAAGCCGACUGUUGUGCCGGCAAAUCCCUUCGACCCUCGGGAAGAUGCUGCCGUCCUUCGGAAGGCCAUGAAAGGCUUCGGUACAGACGAGAAGGCUAUUAUCCACGUCCUAUCUAGACGCACUAAUGAACAGCGUCUCCGAAUCGCCUUUGAGUUCAAGACUCUCUACGGAAAGGAUCUGGUCGCGGAUUUGAAGAGCGAAACCAGUGGCAAGUUUGAGGAUCUACUGGUGGCUCUGAUGACUCCCUUGCCACAGUUCUACUGUAAGGAGCUCCAUGACGCCAUCGCGGGCAUCGGCACUGAUGAGGACGUUCUCAUUGAAGUCAUGUGCACCAUGUCCAACCACGAGAUCAACGUCAUCAAGCAGACUUACACUGCUAUGUACGGAAAUCUUCUUGAGGACGACCUGCGCGGUGACACAUCUGGAAACUUCAAACGGCUCAUGACGUCACUCUCUAUGGGCAACCGAUCUGAGGACUUCCACGUCGACGCGGAGAAGGCUAGGGAGGACGCCAGGAGCUUGCUCCAAGCUGGUAAGAUAUUGAACCUUAUUUCUAUAACUAAUAGAAUUUAA
This is a messenger RNA of Spodoptera littoralis (African cotton leafworm), 1089 nucleotides long. Lineage: Eukaryota; Metazoa; Arthropoda; Insecta; Lepidoptera; Noctuidae. The record is from the annotation of a GenBank genome assembly.